This is a messenger RNA of Pseudoliparis swirei, 797 nucleotides long. RefSeq names its product dual specificity testis-specific protein kinase 1-like. Gene Ontology annotation, biological process: protein phosphorylation; actin cytoskeleton organization. The record is from RefSeq and is a predicted model, not a curated record. The transcript is spliced from 4 exons. Lineage: Eukaryota; Metazoa; Chordata; Actinopteri; Perciformes; Liparidae. Gene Ontology annotation, molecular function: protein serine/threonine kinase activity; ATP binding. The coding region runs from base 25 to 342 and encodes 105 amino acids. Gene Ontology annotation, cellular component: cytoplasm; nucleus.
UCACUGGUGGGCUCGGCCUUCUGGAUGGCGCCAGAGAUGCUGCGAGGGGAGCCGUACGACCGCAAGGUGGAUGUGUUCUCCUUCGGCAUCGUGCUCUGUGAGGUUCUGGCCCGGAUCUCUGCCGACCCAGAGAUGCUCCCCAGGACACAGGACUACGGGCUGGACGUGGAGGCCUUCAGGCAGCUGGUGGACGACUGUCCUCAGCGUCUCCUGGAGCUCGCCGCCAGCUGCUGCAUGGUGGAGUCCUUCCGGCGGCCGGCGUUCACUGAGCUGCUGGAUGAGUUGGAAGAAGUCUCAGAGAGUCUGGAGCCGCCGCCGCCAUCCGACGCCACCGCGAGCUGAGUCGUCCGCCUCGGGGAAGAAAGAAGCCCCUUCCGUUCAUCCGCAGGCCGGCCGCCGAGGGUCCGGGAGGAUUUGGUCCCCGUCCGGGGGAGAAGGAAGCUGGACUUGGACCCCCGAGGCCCUCUUGAGGCAGUGCUCUCCUCUCCUGCAGCCACACACAACCUGAACUCGUCUGCACUGGAGGGGGGGGGGGGGGAGUCUCCUGUCUUCUUGUGAACUCUGUGAUGAUCCGUAGUUUGACUCCCAGGAGGGAAUGUACAGUGUUCCUGGUUUCUCUUCCGUCUGCUCUGUGUGUGAUGAUCUCAUCCGCCCACGUGUUUUAUGCCUCUCCUCUCUGCUCUCAAACAAACAAACAAACAAACAAACAAAUGUACAUGGCUUCACAUAAGACACAUGACACACAUGAAGAGGUCUAAAGUCGCCGUGUACACUAAAAUCUAUAUCUGCUAAUACAU